This is a messenger RNA of Mercurialis annua (annual mercury), 570 nucleotides long. RefSeq lists its product as uncharacterized. The transcript has 2 exons. Bases 1 to 570 code for a protein of 189 amino acids. The record is from RefSeq and is a predicted model, not a curated record. Lineage: Eukaryota; Viridiplantae; Streptophyta; Magnoliopsida; Malpighiales; Euphorbiaceae.
AUGGCUUGUGUGACUAAUGUGAAAUAUACGAGUAUUGGCCUUACUAGCUUGUUAAUGGAAAGCGGGAGACAGAAUAGAUUACACGGCAUAGCCAUUUGUAGGAAUGCUCCCUCCAUAAGUUAUUUGUUCUUCGCAGAUGACUGUUAUCUCUUUUUUCGGGAAAAUUUGGAGGAAAUGGUGGAAGUGAAAGAGAUCCUUGGAAGGUAUGAGAAGGCCUCGAGGCAGCGGGUGAACUUCAAUAAAUUGAACCUUAUGUUCAAUCGAAAUUUUUCUGAAAUGGCGGAUUUGGAGAUAGUGGCGGUUAUGAAUGUCAAAUUGGUGGUGGAUCAAGGGAAGUAUUUAGGUUUGCCUUCUUUUAUUGGAAGAAAUAAGAGACAAAUUUUCCAAUAUUUCAAAGAUAAAAUUUCGCAUAGAGUGAAAUGGUGGAAUGCUAAAUUUCUCUCGAGAGGAGGUAAAGAGUUCCUUAUUAAGGCGGUGGCUCAAUAUAUUCCCAAUUAUAUUAUGAAUCUUUUUUUGAUUCCGGUAGGGUUGUGUGAGGAGUUAGAGCGGAUGAUGAACUCGUUUUGGUAG